This is a messenger RNA of Syzygium oleosum, 1449 nucleotides long. RefSeq names its product probable choline kinase 2. Gene Ontology annotation, cellular component: cytoplasm. Gene Ontology annotation, biological process: phosphatidylethanolamine biosynthetic process; phosphatidylcholine biosynthetic process. The transcript is spliced from 8 exons. The record is from RefSeq and is a predicted model, not a curated record. Bases 296 to 1387 code for a protein of 363 amino acids. NCBI's taxonomy places the organism in Eukaryota, Viridiplantae, Streptophyta, Magnoliopsida, Myrtales, Myrtaceae. Gene Ontology annotation, molecular function: choline kinase activity; ethanolamine kinase activity.
AAGACCUUUCCUCCCUUCCAAGUUCCGAGGUCCGACCGUUAAUCUCGUUACACGAUCCCACGGCCGUGCAAGGCUCGCGAGGAACCUUAUAAAAUUCGAAUGGCGGCCAACUUCUUCUCCAUUUGUCCCGCGCUGUCCGUUGCCAAAACAGAAAGAGAAACAGAUUUUCUCGUUCCGAUCUCCUUGGCAACGAGAGCUCUCGAUCUUCUUCCUCCCCCCGAGCUCUCGAGGCUUUCGUUACCCCGCGACCCCUCUCCGUCGAUUGAUCGCCGGAGCUGAUCCUCUCCGAUCUACGAUGGUUGCCGUUGAGCAUCCGAUGGGGGGCAAAGACUGUUUAGCUAUGGAAACGAAGAAGAUCUUGCAUUCAUUGGCGUCCGAGUGGGAAGACGUGGUUGAUUCAACCGCAUUACAGGUGAUCCCACUCAGGGGCACGAUGACGAAUGAAGUCUUCCAAAUAAAUUGGCCGACCACGAAAGAUCACAUCUCGAGGAAGGUUUUGGUCCGGAUUUACGGGGAGGGUGUGGAGGUGUUCUUUGACAGGGACAACGAGAUUCGGACGUUCGAGUUCAUCUCCAAGAAUGGGCAAGGGCCUCGUCUUUUAGGGAGAUUCUCUAACGGGAGAGUGGAAGAGUUCAUUCAUGCACGGACAUUUUCGGCUUCUGAUCUUAGGAACCCUGACAUUUCUGCUAGUAUAGCAACUAAAAUGAGAGAGUUUCAUGACCUCGAUAUGCCGGGUUCAAAGGAUGUUGUUCUCUGGGAUAGACUAAGAAAGUGGCUUGGAAUGGCCAAGCGUAUGGCUACUCCACAAGAAGCCCAGGUUGUCCACUUGAAUGCCAUAAAAAACGAAAUUCUUGUCUUGCAAAGCGAACUUGCAGGGGAUCAACGUAUUGGAUUUUGCCACAAUGAUCUACAGUAUGGUAACAUAAUGAUACAUGAAGACACUAAAGCGAUAACCAUCAUCGACUAUGAAUAUUCCAGUUACAAUCCAAUUGCUUUUGAUAUUGCAAAUCAUUUCUGCGAGAUGGCUGCCGACUAUCAUACCGAGACUCCACAUGUUUUGGACUAUGGAAAAUAUCCAAGUUUAGAGGAGCGUAGAAGAUUUGUGCAGACUUAUUUGAGUACUUCAGGUGAUGCACCUACUGAUGUUGAGGUAGAGCAGCUGCUCCAAGAUGUUGAGAAGUAUACUUUGGCGAGUCAUCUAUUCUGGGGACUAUGGGGAAUAAUAUCAGAGCACGUGAAUGAAAUCGACUUUGACUAUAUGGAAUAUUCAAGGCAGCGGUUUGAAAGAUAUUGGUCAACAAGGGCAAUGCUAUUGAGUUCACAUGAAACUCCUCGCUCCGACCACAAGUCAACACCUAAAUGGGUGCCCUGGUCUUGCAUUUUCUAACUUGGUCGAAGUAUUGUCGAGAUGCGAAGCAAAGUACGAUGUUGUCAAUCUCCUAUCCAUAG